This is a messenger RNA of Sus scrofa (pig), 4622 nucleotides long. RefSeq names its product ribosomal oxygenase 1 (gene RIOX1). Gene Ontology annotation, molecular function: histone H3K36 demethylase activity; histone H3K4 demethylase activity. Gene Ontology annotation, cellular component: nucleolus. NCBI's taxonomy places the organism in Eukaryota, Metazoa, Chordata, Mammalia, Artiodactyla, Suidae. The record is from RefSeq and is a predicted model, not a curated record.
GGCCCGCCCCCUUCCCAGAGUACACGGCGGCCGCGGCCUGCAAGAGCCGGUUUGUCGCUGUCUGCUCCGGAGAGGGUCGGACCAUGGACGGGCUCCGGGCUAGCGCAGGGCUGCUGAGGCGCGGGCGGCUGAGGCGCCGGCGCCAGCCUCAGCCACACAGCGGGUCGGUCCUGGCCCUGCCCCUGAGGCCCAGGAAGAUCCGAAGGCAGCUGCGGAGAAGUGUCGCGUCCCGCAUGGCCGCGCUGAGGGCCCAGACGCUGCCAAGCGAGGACUCGGAGGACUCGAGGGUGGAGUCGACGGUCGACGGUCCCGUGGACCCGCUGGCUGGCGGGGUGGUGGGCCUUCCGGAUGCCGCCCGGCGGGAGCCAUAUGGCCACCUCGGGCCCGCGGAGCUGCUGGAGGCCUCACCCGCGUCCCGCUCCCUGCAGACUCCUCGAGCCCUGGUGGAGUCGCAGACCCCGGCAGCGCGCUUGGUGGAGGCGCAGACGCCGCCGGCGCGGCUGAUGGAGGGGCCCGCCCUGCCCGCGCGCCUAGUGCCGGGUUCGGCGCCGCCCGCGCGCCUGGUGGAGGUGGCCGCUGCGCCGGCCCGCGGGGUGGAGAACUCUACCCUGUUGUGCUCUGCCCAGCACUUGGCGGGCGCCCCGCCGUCCAUGGCUCCUGCGACGCUGUCGGGGCCUCAGGGGGAAAGCAUGAACGGGGAGCUGCCCUGGGACUCUCCUCUGCAGCGCGUCUUGGCCGAGCUGAACCGCAUCCCCAGCAGCCGGCGGCGGGCGGCGCGCCUCUUUGAAUGGCUCAUCUCGCCCAUGCCGCCAGACCACUUCUACCGGCGCCUGUGGGAGCGUGAGGCGGUGCUGGUGCGGCGGCAGGACCACACCUACUACCAGGGUCUCUUCUCUACCGCAGACCUGGACUCCAUGCUGCGGAACGAGGAGGUCCAGUUCGGGCAGCACCUGGACGCCGCGCGCUACAUCAACGGGCGGCGCGAGACUCUGAACCCUCCCGGCCGCGCCCUGCCCGCCGCCGCGUGGUCCCUGUACCAGGCCGGCUGCUCCCUGCGCCUCCUCUGUCCGCAGGCUUUCUCCACCACCGUGUGGCAGUUUUUGGCUGUGCUUCAAGAGCAGUUUGGAAGCAUGGCAGGCUCCAACGUUUACCUCACGCCCCCCAACUCGCAGGGCUUUGCCCCCCACUACGACGACAUUGAGGCUUUCGUGCUGCAGCUGGAAGGUAGGAAACUCUGGCGGGUCUACCGACCGCGGGUCCCGACUGAGGAACUAGCCCUGACAUCCAGUCCCAACUUCAGCCAGGACGACCUCGGUGAGCCGGUGCUGCAGACGGUGCUGGAACCUGGAGAUUUGCUUUAUUUUCCCCGAGGCUUCAUUCACCAAGCCGAAUGCCAGGACGGAGUGCACUCUCUGCAUCUGACCUUGUCCACAUACCAGCGCAAUACCUGGGGCGACUUCCUGGAGGCUGUACUGCCUCUGGCAGUGCAGGCUGCAAUGGAAGAAAACGUGGAGUUCCGUAGGGGACUGCCCCGAGACUUCAUGGAUUACAUGGGGGCCCAGCAUUCAGACUCUAAGGAUCCGCGGAGAACUGCUUUCAUGGAGAAGGUGCGGGUGUUGGUUGCCCGCUUGGGACACUUUGCGCCUGUCGAUGCUGUGGCCGACCAGCGAGCCAAAGAUUUCAUUCACGAUUCUCUGCCCCCUGUGUUGACUGACAGGGAGAGGGCACUAAGCGUUUAUGGACUCCCAAUUCGCUGGGAGGCUGGAGAACCUGUGAACGUGGGGGCCCAGCUGACAACAGAAACAGAAGUGCACAUGCUUCAAGAUGGUAUAGCUCGGCUGGUAGGUGAAGGUGGCCAUUUGUUUCUCUAUUACACAGUGGAAAACUCCCGAGUUUAUCAUCUGGAAGAGCCCAAAUGCUUGGAGAUAUACCCGCAGCAAGCUGAUGCCAUGGAACUCUUGCUUCGCUCCUACCCAGAGUUUGUGAGAGUAGGGGACUUGCCCUGUGACAGUGUGGAGGACCAGCUUUCUUUGGCAACCAUGUUAUAUGAUAAGGGGCUGCUACUCACCAAGAUGCCUCUAACCUGAACUAGUUUCUCUGUUGAUUGCUGGAAACAGGACAGUAGUGAUUUUCUUACCACUACCACCUUUUUGGAAGGAAAAAAAACUCAUGCUCUUACCUUGAUCACCAUCAGUGUGCUUACAUUUACCUUUAUGACUGCUUCAAUGUCACAGAACUCAGAUGGUCUUCUAGAAACCACCACCUCAUCUAGGCACAAAAGUAAAAGCAGAAGUUGGAGGUGGAAAAAGGAGCUAUUUCUGCAGCAGUAAACUCGAUUCCUGAUCAUUUCAGAGUACCGAAUUCAUCAUCACCCUCAGGCUUAAGCGUACUACGUAGCAUUUGCUGUGUUAUUCUGCUUGAGACAUUAUUAGUUUUUAUUUGGAAUUUGCAUCCUUCAUUUGAGUUCUCUUAGUUUGGGGGGAGGGUUGGGGUCAGCAUCCUUUUCGUAACUGUAAGUUUGUGUGAAUGUUAGAAAAGUUAUUAAAGUGCCAAAGAAUGUUUUCCUUUUCUAAAGGUAGAUUAUUACAUGACUUGGUUUGAAGGAAUGUGGGAGGAGGGAGGUAGAGAAAAUGUACAGUGGCUGAGAUGAAAGGUAACUUAGAGUGGUUGUAGGAUUGGGACCAAUUUUGCAACUUUGGGGGUAAUUCAUUUUAAUCAUGCUUCUUGAACCUCAAACAGCACAAUUUGAAAAGUUCUAAGUAUAUUGUGUUUUUGCUCAGUGCUUGGUUGCAUCAGUGGCUGGCACUGUUCAUGGAAGAGGCAGAAUGUCAACCUAAUUAUGCUAGCUUAAGUCUUAGUCAGCUACCUUGUAGCAAGCUGGCCAUGAGGAAAGGCUGGUGUUCAAGUUACUUUCCACUCUCAUUUUUUUCUGGCAGUUGGAAGACACUUUCCCAAAUCUGGCAAGUGAAUAUUCUCAUGGUUGGUGGAAAAGAGCCUGGUGUACCAGAAAGAGCACUGGACUUGGAACCAGAAGACCUGGGUUUGGGGUGGUGGCUGGUGGGCAGCUGGCUGAAUGACCUGAGGCUGCUGCUACUCCUGGGCACACUGAUUUUGUAAGUAUGUUUUGGUACAGCUUGAUGUCUGCACCUCCUCAUUUAGGUUGGAACUUUUAAGAUCCUUUUACCAUAAUGAUAGGUUUCAGUUAUGUAAGUUUGAGAACUUUAUGAAGUCUUUUUUUAAAAGUUGGAAAAGCAUAGAUGUAUAUAAAGUGAAAAUUAUAGCUCUUCCUCUAAUCUCACUUUCCAAAGGUAACACCACUAUUCAAGGUUAAGCUAUAAGGCUUUUUUUUUUUUUUUUUGAGUGCGUAACCAGAUAUAGACAUAGCAGUUUUGUUUUGUUUUUUUACUCAUGUUUUUCUAAGAUGUUCUUUUUUUUAUCUGACUUUCAAAUUGGUUCAUUUAGAACCAUGUCCCUCAUUUUUUUAAGGGACAGAUAGCAAAUAAAAGACUGGAGGGCAAGGAAAAGAUAAUGAAGUACUGAGAGGAUGGUUGCCAAGAAGAAAAGGAAGUAUCCUUUUCUGGCUCUCAUCCUACAGGGCUCACAGCUAAGUCCCAAAACAUCCAAUCCUGGAAGAGGCUUGUUAAAGGAGUCAGGGUAUAGGACUCACACAUAGAAGACCUACCUUGAAAAGUUUCUUGGAGAAAAGUAUGUAGGUCCAGUGGUUUCUGCCCUUCUUUGGGUUGCAAAUAAACACGUUUUGCUUCCUCUUUCAUUUUUCCUAUGACUUUCUCAAUCUUGAAUAUUUUCUGUAUCAACAAUUCCUUUUGGGUUAAUGUUUGAAUCUAGAUCAGAACAAAAGAUGUUGGAAAAAAAAAAAAACAACUGUACUAGGCUGCAGAUCAUCAAAAAGCAUUAAUAAAGUAACAUCAUGCAUCAUGCUUAUUAACACUAGGUGGCACAUAAAUGCCUAAGAACACUUCUCUUGUGAUAUUUGGACAUUAUUUUUUAGACCUGAUAAUGAAAAAUUCACUUGAGAUUUUUGGGCAUGAUAAAAAGAACUUGCAAAGAAAUGCUUGACGUGAAAUUGGUUUUGUGAGUUAUAUGGAGAAGGAAUCUUCGCAUUUUUAAAGUCCCCUUCCUUCUAUUCCUUCAUCUCCUCUAACAGCACUGAACAAUGAGAACCACCUGCUCAGCUAGAGUGCCUCUGAUGAAAAAGCUCAGAUUAGGAGUUCCUUUCGUGGCUCAGUGGAAACAAAUCUGACUAGCAUCCAUGAGGAUGUAGGUUCGAUCUCUGGCCUUGCUCAGUGGGUUAAGGAUCCAGCAUUACCAUGAGCUGUGGCAUAGGUUGCAGACAUGGCUCAGAUCUGGCGUUGCGGUGGCUGUAGUGUAGGCUGGCAGCUACGGCUCCAAUUAGACCUUUAGCUUGGGAACCUCAUAUGCCGAGGGUGUGGCCCUACAAAAAAGACCAAAAAACUCCCAAAGAAAGAAAGAAAAAGAAAAAGCUCAGAUUAGGAAUUAAGGGAAGUUUAGAAGGAAAAAGAAAAUGUAGUAGUUGGGGGGCAACUCCAGUCCCUCAUUCCUUCUUUAUGCAUAUCUGCAAAAAAAAAAGAAAAGAAAAAGGA